CGUUUUGGAGGAGGGAGAGUAAAUGGUUGACACAAAAAUAAGUUUUGAUAAAUAUUUGGAAACAAAACUAAUACAAAUGUAUCUAAAAUUGUUUAUAUUUAGUAGCAAGCACUUCAUUUCUGCCCAGUGAUACAAAGUAACCUUAUUAAAUAAGUUACAUAGUCAUAGAAAGCUAAAGUCAACUUCUUUCUUUGUCAUGAAAAUAGUUUUUCUAAAUUAUCGAUCGAUUACGAAAGACUAUUCAAGUAUAUGCAUAUUGUUCUAUACGUUGCAGCCGAUUUAAUUCUAACUAGAUCCUGUAAUAACAUCGCGCCAAUACUGGUGAUUCAGAAUUUGGCAUAGGGUUACGGAAGUCGAUGUGCUAACGUGGGAAAAGAAAUGUGGGUACAGCCUCGUUAAGUGCAUAAGCGUUCCGAUAAAUUAUUUAAAAAGAUCGCGCUUUUAAGGUGAGCUCCUGACACUAAAUCAUGAGAUAAACUUACUGAAGUGUGCCUGGAAUUUACGUCCAUGUAUUGUUGUUCUUUCCUCUCGCGGCUGGGCGUCGGGAUGGCGAGCAUGAGCUCCACGCUCGUCGAGACCGUCUCCAUCAACUACGAGGAUUUUAACGAGAGCUUUCUCACUUGCGGCACCUGUUUAUGCACUUACGACGGCAGUGAACACACCCCAAAGCUUCUGCCGUGUUCACACACAGUGUGUCUGCACUGUCUCACUCGAAUAGCCGCAUCUCAAACGAGAGACGCGGGUAGUUUCAGAUGUCCCAUAUGCCGCGAACUGAUCACCAUUCCCCGUGGCGGAGUGUCGGCCUUACCGCCGUCGUUUCUCGUGAACCAGUUAUUAGAUUUAAUGGCCAGACAGAGGAGGGAAGUGAUACCUCAGUGCAGUUCGCAUCCGGGCAGGGAGUUGCUCUUCUGCGAGACCUGUGACUGCGUAUUCUGCAGACACUGUGCGGACGGGCCCCACAGUGACACACCCUGUGAUCAUACCGUGGUGCCGUUUUCUAUAGCUUUAAAGAGAAUGUCGGAAAUACUAUUGUAUAGAGCCAAUGAGUGCCUGAGUAAGCUCGGCUCGGCCAGGGAAGCCGUGGCGAGUGAGUUGAGGAGGUUGGAGGCGGCGGCGUCGGCGGCCGAUGAAGCGAUAGAUAGACACUUUACAGAAUUAAAGGCUGCCUUGGACAAACGUCACAGCGAACUGAAAUCGGCCGCGGCAGCUGCGGCCACGCAUAAACGGAAGCUGCUAGAAGAACAGUUGAAAUUGAUUGAUGCUGAGAAAGCAAAGGUAGAGGCUGAAUGUUCGGGUCUUCAGCAGCAAGUUGAAGUGAGGGAAGUAAGCAGCCGAGCGGCGGCCUUAGGAGCAAGACUCGGGGACGCGGCCGCGCUCGCCGAGCCCAGAGAGAACGCCUUCUUGGCGGUAGACUUCGCACAUAACAACGCUCAGCAGAGGUUUGCUGAGGCUCUUGCAGAGUUAGGCAGAGUUCGCACUAGUACUACCUUCCCUGGCCUAUGUACUUUGCAGUUGGAAUCUGCAUGCGUGUGCGGGCUGGAGAUGGUGGUAGUGCUGCGAACGGUGGACUACCACGGCGAGGCGCGCAGCACGGGCGGGGACCCCGUCACGGCCGCCGCCACGCUGGACGACGCGCCGCUGCCGUGCACUGUCACCGACCUCGAUUCCGGCCUCUAUAGAAUCUCAAUGCGUCCGUGGAGUGGCGGCGCGGUGUCCGUGCGCGUGCUGGUGUUCUCUCGCGGCGUUCGCGACUCGCCGCUGCGCGCGCAAGUGAUGCCCGCUGCAGCGCCGCUGCGCGUGUGGGGCGCCAGGGGCUCCGGCAAGGAACAGCUCAACCAGCCCGUCGCUGUUGCCAGAUGUCCAAAACGCCGGGAAAUAUACGUUCUUGAUGCUGGGAAUUCAAGAGUCAAAGUGUUGGAUGAUGAGACGUUUGCUUUCAAGACGCAUAUCGUAAAUGACGGAUUAGCGGGUCGAAGUUGCACGGGCAUAGCGGUUACGGCAGAAGGCGUGGUUGUUGUUAAUUGGCGGACAAAAACUCUCACCGAGAUAAACAGCGAAGGCGUAACAGUACGCACGAUCCGCUCGGAGCGCCUCGUGGAGCCGGUGUGCGUGGCGGCGCACGCGGCGUCGCGGCGCCUCGCCGUCGCGGACAACGGCGCGCGCACCGUGUUCGUGUUCGACACGCACGGCAACAUCGAGCGAGAGAUCGGUAACGGCGACCUGGGCAUGGUGGGCGGGCUGGCGCUGACGGAGGACAUGCUGGUGGUGGCCGACGUGGCCGUCCGGGUCUAUGACUCGGAGGGCAACCUGCAGACUACGCUCGCGCCCAUACCUAAAGGUCGCGGGGGAUACGGUGGUAUAGCGGUGGAGCACACGGAAGACGGCUGGCACAUCGUGUGCGCGCGCUCCAUACGCGGCCGGCCCGCGCUCAUCGUGCUGGAGGCGGACGGCGCGGGGAGACUGCUGGCCGCCUGCGAGCUGGCCGACAAGAAGCCGCGGCGGGUGGCCGGCCUCGCCCUGCUGCCGAAAAAGCGCGCUCUGCUGGCAGACCUCGCGGGCGACUGUUUGAGACUGCACACGUAUUGGUGAACGGUGAUUCUAAUACGGUGGUAUAUCGUGAGAAGCCAGAAGGCGGGAGAAAACGAAUUUCAUGCUAGUCCAAUAUUGUAACUGAGAAUCGAACUUGGCCAUAAUCCCGGACCGCGAGCGCACUCGUACCAAAGUCAGUAGCGUAUUGUACGCUAUUACGAUAUUCUUAGUACUUACAGUAUUUAUUUUCUUUAAGUGUCCUUAGUUAUAAAUUGUAUUUUUAGGAUUUUUUUUACGAAUUUCGAUGUCGGAUUAUUCGACAUAACUUACGUGACUGAUUUUGUUUUUUUUUUCGUCGCUUAAGUUGCGACUUUUUGUCGUUUAGUCAGUUAUUUGUUGUCGUAGCUCCUAUCGAACCUAUCUUUUUUAAAGGUAGGCAAAUUGAAAUCAUAACUACAUAUUAUUAAUGUGCCAUUUUUUUUUAUUAGUAAGGCUACUAUAAAAUUUGGUUUAAAAUUUGUCGGAAACCACUCCAAGAAAAAUACAGGAGGUGAUAUUUUAUUCCAAAACUCAUAUCAUACACAAAAUAAAUCAUUUGAUAGGAGCAACAACUUAAUUUUUGUAUGUGGCUUUAUUUUUUAUUUACAGAAUGAUGUAGUAGUUGAAUCUGAAAUCCCAUAAUGGUGUUGACACUAUGACUUAAAAUAAGCUGUACUGUUAUAAGAAUAAGAGUAAAGUUUAGUCACAAUAAAACGAAUUUUUCGAUAUAAAGAGUAGCGACACUGACAAUAGCACGUCAAUUUUGAGCAUCCAUCAUGUUUGAAUACUAGCUUUAGGCCGCUAUUUCAUCUGUACUAUAAAAGAUCAACAAAACAUUUGUGAUUUGUCGUGUUACCCUACCAGACUACCGUCGGCCGAUAGUUCAGCUGACUUUAGGUUAACCGCACUUUGGAUGCGAAAUUGUAUCGUACGUAAACGUAUAGAUACUGGUCGUACGAAUUGAGUGCGCACACUGAAUACAUUUUCCUCCGUCAAAUAGACAUUGUCCCGGUGGCUUUCGUGAAGUCCUCUUUGGUGUGUGUCGAUGAAUAAAGGUAAUUCUCUUCUUUGAUCCCACAAAUAUUUGCGUCUGUAAACCAAGUUCGAUAAGUCAAUUUUUCUACAUUCAUCUUUCAUUUCCAACGUUCAAAAAUUUCAACAAAACAAGUUCAGAUGGUUUUUGAACGUCAGCACUUAUACGCACUUAAAAGUCCGACUAACUCGCACCCACUUCUCGCUCCCAAAUUAGUUCGAAAGUCGAGAUUAUUUAUGCGUUAUCGUACGUGUUCGCACGAUUUAAAGUCGUACGAAAACGCAAUCAAAGUGCGGUAAGCCAAAAGUAAGAGGCUAUUACUAUCGGCUGAUCAAAAAGUGUUUAACUUGCGCGCCAAGAUUCCCAAGCAAACACCCCGUUGAACCUUUAUCAAAUAAUAUGGCUAAUUGUACUGUGCAUAAUCUGUAAACUAAAUUGAAAGGUUUAAAUCUAGUGCUGUCCUGCUCUGCAGGGAACAUUAUGAAAGGAAUAGCAAUAUACAAGUACCUGUCAUUUUAGUUUAGAGAUUGUGUACAACAGAAUCAGCUCAAAUAUAUGUAUAGGUUAGUAUCAAGUAUCAACUGCCAUAAACACAAGGAGUUUGUGCCUAUAAUAGGUAGGUAUAUCGUGAUCUGAUUAAUUAUAUAAUUUAUUAUGAGAUUCGGAAUUCGCUUUGAUUUGGAGAACUGAUUGGCCAUAAAGCGGAUUCGUUGGCCUUAUUUUUUUCAAUUGCAGAUUUGUUGCAGAAAUUCAGUUAAUACGAAAAAAAAAAAUACCUAAUUAAUUCCUGUACUUAAGUUCUGGUUUAUACUAAUUUCCCUAAAUGUUCCUAAAACCAGAAGAUAUAAUUAAUACAACUCUUAAAUUGUGUAAUUUUAAAUGUUUGUUUAUAUGAAUCCAUUAUACAUAAAGUUACAUCUGAAUCACUUAAAGUCAAAAGGGUUGGUUUAUUGUUUCUAUUUGAAUUUAUGCAAAACGUAUAAAUUGUUUUAUAAAAAAAAAAAACAGUUAAACAUCCAAAUAGGUAUGUUAAAGCAAACGAUUGCAUAGAAUCCCGGAUAUAUUUACAUCAUAUAAUAUGUAUUCGUAAGAUACCUAAUCUGGGUUAGAACUUAUACCAAAAUAUUUGUACCACCCAUAAGUCUAACUUAAAAUUCGAAUCUUCUUGAAAUUCUUUUGCGUGCUGCGUUGUUUUCGUCCAUAAACCACAAAUGAUUAAUUUAUCUAGAAGUAUCACUAACAGUUAAGAAACGUUAUUGACACUAAAAAAAAAUCACCAUGAUUGAACACUUGCUUAACUUGCUUAAGUUCUCAAUUUAUUCCACCCCACAUAAUUUUGCUCAAUGAAAAUGUAACUUCAUAUCACAUGAGAAUGCUUCCAUUUUGCUAGAAUUUAGAUAUUGAAACGAAUUGUUCAGCAUUUAAAACAUAAUAACUAGGCAUCGUUAAAGUUUACUUAAGAAUUCUGUAGCUCUUAUGAAAAUGUUCAAUGUUAAAUCGUGCCUGUAGGGAAAAGGUUCUAGAAUAAAAAUAAGUUAUGUUCUUUAACUAUCAUGACACCGAUUCUAUAUCAAAUUCAAAAUGUGGGGACUAGCACAGAAGUUGUGGUUCUUACAUUGCGACAAUCGCAAUUGUUGUAAUUGCCUUAAAUUACUAUAUAUUCUUGCAGCAAUUACGUACUGUGCAAUUUAGCUAAUAGUGAAUGUCAGCUAAUCAGGUAAUUGCGAUUAUCACAUUGUAGUUCUUGCUAGGCAUUCUGCAGGAAUCUUCUUUCCCGUCAUUGCAUACUGUGGUAUGUACCACCUUCUUCAACAAACUUGUAUAAUUUACAAAAAUACUGAAGUUGUGCUUUAGUUUUUAUACAUGUUGUGCAUCAAUAAACACCUAAAUCGCUCGUUAUGAACGUAAGAGUGGUUUCAGAAUAUCGUUUCUGUGCACGUUUUACGCUCUUUUUGUCGUUUUGCGUUUCAGUAAACUGUACGUUACCGGUGUGGUUCCUCAAACGAGUGGGUCUGUUACUAGCACCACAGCGUCACCGGGAGGCACUGGUGGGGAUUCCUAGGGCUCGAAGAAAUAAUUGGAAAGAUCUAGCAAUGUCUUAAAAGGCCCUCCCGUGAUGGCUUAAGUAAGGCUGAGACGUUGGUGUUGGAUGUGAUUAUACUGUAGGUACGUCUCGAGGCCGUGCUGUGAGUCCACGUCCGGGUGACGUUAGAAAUCGGGGGCCUCGACUUCGCCGACGAAGAUUUGCGGCUCGCGCGUAUUCAAGCUUAUAAGUGCGUCUAUACUCAUACGAGACGCGCUUCCAAAAACGAGCUUAGGUACCUAUACUUACUCGCAAAAAACGCUCAUAUCUGAAACCACUCUAAACGCCGUAACGAAAAUUGCAUAUCUUGGUAGAAAUUCUGUGAUGUUUAACUUACCAACGCAAAAACGUGGUUGAUCUUUAAUUCAUCUCUCAUUCCAAGGAGAUAAGAUCUUUGCCCAGCUGUUGGAAAAUAAUAAGUUGUUACACUUACCUCCUGUUUCUGAAAUAAUAUUUAGGUUAAAUUAGCGUAUCGGCCUAUUAAACUUUGACCUUAUCAAAUUAGUUUUCCAGAAGGACGGUUCGUUAACUAUCAUUUAGUUAAUUAAAUUAUGCCAUGAUGAUCAUUGUUUUGUCAAAGCCUAUCAUUGCUGUAUACUUAUUGCGUUACUGCAUUUCUGUAAUAUAAUUAUUGUAUAAUAAUUUAACUGCAACCCAGUCAAAAUUUGUCAGCUUUAAUCCGUUGAUUUGAUUAUUGUUUCAUAAACUGGAGGUCCCUGGUCCAUUAAUACCAUUUCGUUAAAUUUUGCCAUACAUUGUUACAUCCAUGGUAGUAAAAAGUACAAAAUCUAUCAAACCCAGUGUUAGCGUGGUUACCAGCUUCAUAUCAUUUUAGCAAAUGAUUGUUAUCUUAUCUUUAAGCAAACGAUUUAAUGUUUUGUAAGUUUGUUCCUUGUGAUUGUGAAGUUUGUUAACGUUUUCCUCUAUCCUAUUAAUUUUUAUUAAAAACGUACGUAUGCUCCGAUUUGACAUAAAUCGGCAAAUAUGUAAACAAAUAUGACUGCAAAGUGCGUAGGUACCUAAUACGAGAUUUUAUUAAUAAUUUUUUAAUAGAAUCUUAAAGAAGAAAUAAAGUUUGUUUACAUAGUUGACGAUUUAUAAAAAUCAGAGUUCACUUUUUACUCGUCACAAACGGUUCACAAAUCACUGCCUUUAGAAUUACGCGCAUUUAAUAUCACUUAAAAAUCUCAUAAAAUAUGAAUACUCAAAAAUCAGCAAUUGGUACAAACGUAAUUUGUGAUCAAAUAAAUGAUAAAAAUGGUUGAUUAUUUUGUGUGAAACGAUAAAAGUGACACUAUUUCCUGCAAAUGUUAAAAAUGAUAUAUUUUGACAUUUAAAAAAAGUACUAUUUUUUGUAUUGUAAGAAGAAUAAUCGAUGGAAUUGAGCCCUAGACGCCCAUUGGCUACUUUCGCCUUAGUGAUCGCUUCUUAUCAACUGCUGGUAGGUAGUCUGAGAAAAAAAAACUCCAGUCUCUCACAGAAAGGCGCACUAAUUACUUAUUAUUAAUCUCAGAGUAGACAAUAUAGGGGCCUAUAUACACAGUUCAUAUCUGUACGCGCCGGGUGUAAUUCAUUUGGUCCAUUCUUCUCUUUUUGUCGCUCGACGCUGAUGCUUGCAGAGCAAAGUGAAUUUGCUAUAAGCGUUGUGGCUUGGGUGGCUUCCAUUAAAACGCUGUGGGGCGAAUUUGAGCAUUUCAUAGCUGCAAUAGCGAAGACUGCAGCUGGAAGUCCACGUUCAGGCGUUAGUAGCCAGUGUGCACCUAGCCCUAAAAUUAAUUUAUUGGUUACAUAAGUAUAUUCAUGAGGCGAAAUUAUAUUUAUCGAAAGCUGUGAAACUGUACUUAAAUUAUAACCACAGAGUAUCUCAGUGUAAUGUCGAUGAUGUCACUUAAUAUGCAAAAUAAAAAUAAUAUUUAAAUCAUG
Molecule: messenger RNA, 7607 nt
Organism: Maniola jurtina (meadow brown)
Lineage: Eukaryota; Metazoa; Arthropoda; Insecta; Lepidoptera; Nymphalidae
Product: tripartite motif-containing protein 2-like
Exons: 12
Coding region: 508-2589 (693 amino acids)
Biological process (GO): positive regulation of DNA-templated transcription
Cellular component (GO): nucleoplasm; chromatin
Molecular function (GO): protein binding; ubiquitin-protein transferase activity; zinc ion binding
Source: RefSeq, a predicted model, not a curated record